Molecule: messenger RNA, 2787 nt
Organism: Caenorhabditis elegans
Lineage: Eukaryota; Metazoa; Nematoda; Chromadorea; Rhabditida; Rhabditidae
Gene: cec-10
Product: Chromo domain-containing protein
Exons: 9
Coding region: 9-2606 (865 amino acids)
Cellular component (GO): nucleus
Source: RefSeq, marked reviewed
UUUUCAGAAUGUCAAGCUCCAGCGAGACCCAAGUCAACGUAGACACUGAAGAGGAAAGCUCGGUUCAAACAUUGGAAGAAUCAGAAGAAGAUGAACAAGGAGGUGAGGAAGACGAAGAAGAUGAAGAAGAAGAAGAAAUAGACGAGGAUCACUGGGUGGUCGAAAAAGUACAAGAAAUGCGGUACAAUGGAAAAUUGAAAAGAGUCGAGUUUCUCGUUUUAUGGCAAGCUGAUAAAUCGACAUCUUGGGAGCCUAUAGAAAAUUUUCAUGGUGGAUAUGAAAAUUUGGAGAUACAAAGAUUCCAAACAGAGCAUCCUAAACGAUUUGAAGAUGUCACUAAUAAGGCAACUGUAGCAAAUAAGAAAGGGAGACCGAAGAAGCAGCAAACAUGGAUUACAAAAGAUAUUGACGAUGAUAUAUACGAGAAGCCGGAUGAAUCUGCGCAAGGAGAAGCCAAAAGGCUGGCUGAUCCGAAUAGAUUGCAAGAUCCAUCUGAAAAAUUCCUAAAAACCUAUGGCGUUGGAAUCGAAGGCCGUGUGUCUCGUAGUAAAACUCGAGAUAUUCGUCGUACUAUAGAGAUGAGUAGCGCCGAUUCAUCGCCAUCGGUCAGAAACCGGUCUCCAGUUCCAGUUGAAAAAGAGAAGAAGCAAAAGAAACCGCGUGGGGGAAAGAAGAAAGAGGCCGAGGCAAGCACCUCUGUGCCACAAGCUUCAUCUCCGGAUAUUAGCUCCCAAGAGCAACCAGAGUCAUCAACAUCAUCUUCAAAAAAACCUAGUAAAAAAGAAAAAGAGCCAUCGGAUCCAAUGUCGACGUUUGUGCUAGACAACUGGAAAAAGAAGAAGCGAGAUUAUAAAUUGAACUCGUCCGACUCUUCUGAUGAUGACUUGGAGCCAGCCAUUGUUCCGCUGAAAAAACGGGCAUUGUCGUCAACCAGAAAACCGUCGACUAGCAGUGUUGCUAAUUCUCAAAGAAGGGAAGGAGGGGGUCAAUCUCCAACUUUAACCCCAGAAAACGCAAAUACAAUCGAAAAAUCGAAGAAAGUAUCUCUCGAUAAUUCGAAACGCCGUGAAGUGCAGAAACAACGCAAGAGACCACAAAAACAAGAUUCCAGUUCGGAGGAGGACGAUGAGGUUGAGAAAAUUCGGGACCCGAAAGUGCGAUAUGCAGAUGAGCCCCUCAUUGAUAUCGAGAAGAAGUUCGCCGAAAUGGGAUACACAAUCAAAUUAUCCAAAGAACAUCCGAAAGCCGGAAUGCUGAAAGAAAUUGUCGAGAGAAGAGAAACAGUCAGAGAUCCGGGACUUCUAAAUAGUCUUCACGAUUCGAUAAUGUUCUUCGAGUAUACAGCUGUAGAAUUGAGACUCAUCGAUCAGGGUCCAGAAAAUUCAUAUAAUGAACUUGCGACGCGCCCUUUUCCUCUACACGAUCUCCUCGCGUCAACUUACGAAGUGAAAAGAAGAGACAAUACUCUUCCGGAAGACAUAGAAAAUCGACGAAAGAAAACGACAAAGAUGAUUCGAAUGAUGUUACCAUAUCUCCCGCAUCAUAUUCUCACCGUCCAGGAUCUCAAUCUCAACACACUACUUCACGGUGCAAUUAAUUCGGAGAAUUUCGAAUUGGUAGAGUUCCUCAUUCAUAUGGGUGCUCCUCUUCAGAUUCGAAAUAAACACGAGAUGACUGCCGUCGAAUCUUGCGUGAUCAUGAGGAGAUGUGAUAUUUUAGAUUUGGUUAUCAAAAACGGUGGAACGUUCCAUUUUGUGCUACAGCCACCGAUCGGCGGAGUUCACGAGAACAAAGAGGACUACUACCUAAUCAAGAAGCAUAUCAAGACCAUGCAAGAUGCGCAGAUAAAGUCUGACAUAAUUCAGACAUGUGAACGUCUACAUGGACAAAUCAGUUUGGCUUGCAAGAGAGUUCGUGACCAGCUAAAUAUCUAUCGUGAACUAGAUGUUGGUCCGAUCGUGUGCUUUCCACGUGGAAAUAUGCGCUCCUAUGGUAAUCGUCUGACGAUUCAAUUUUUGAUUCCUGAGCAAUGGCAGGAUUUGAGAGCAGAUCACGAGUUUAUGCUGGUUGUCAUGCCAAUGGCUUAUCAUCAUCAGCACAAAAUAUUUUAUGGAUCCCCUACUCCUCCACCAAUGCAUUUGCCAGUACUAUGUGGAGUUUCGUGUCCUUCAAUGACGACCGAGCGAUCAAUUUUCUACAGAGCCACUCGAGCCCUUCGCCAACACUUUGAAAAAUGCAAAAAGGCUGCUUUAAAACCCGGAGAUCCACUUGCUGCAUAUGAUCCGAUCACAAGCCUUCACACACUAGAAGAAAGAGAUGAAAUGGUGAAGGCUCGAAUUUCGGAACCGAUUUCGCCUAUGAUGUGCACGGUCGGUUUGGAUAUUGAUCCAACGGCUCCCUGUUCAUUUAUGACUUGUCAACUGAUUGUCUACAAAACCAGCGAAAAAAAGAAUCCAGUCACGAAUAAUCCAUGUGGCGGGCAAAAUGCUGUGUCUCGUCCCAGCAGCAAGUCUCCAAGACCAGGAGGUCCAUCCACCUCUUCCCAUCGUCACGGAUCGCAUGCCAACGAUCCCAGAUCACAUAAUAAGCCCGGAACCCCUCGAUAAGUUAAACUUUGUUUCCAAAACUUUAUUCUUCUUCAAUCGCUUUAAGCAUUCCGGUUCUCCCUUCUACCCCCAGUUAUAUAUAAAAUGGGCGUUUCGUUUUUAUUUAUUUAUUCCCAUUUUAAAAUGUUUUUUUGUGGUUCCCAGUUGUUUCUUCUUUAUAAAUCUUUAAAGUAUUAUUUUG